UCAUUAAUGUUUGAUGCGAUGUUAAAGUAGCAAUUGCUUUAUGAACGGCUGUAUGAAAUAACCUUGUUGUAAAACGAAGUUUUCGAAUUCUCUUCUGGUGUUAUAAAAGGGACUAUGAAAAACUCAGAAACGCAUUGUGUAGUCUUGUUGGUAAUUGUUGCUCAUUUUUUGUCUUCCGUUUAUUCGUCCUCAACGGAUACAGGCAACAAUGGCAUAACGAUUGACUGUGAAUGCAAGAAAACAGACUGUGUUAAUUAUUAUUGCAACUGUCAAACUUACUCAAAUACUACUGGAGAGGCGCGGGAACGUUGUUUCUAUGACAGCAGUACGAAUUCAUGUGUUAAAAAUGAAACUUGUGACAGGAUCGUGACAUGUGAUGAAAGUUGUCAUAAAAAUGCAACUUGUAAAAGGAACGAUUCUGGUCACUAUGCUUGUGUUUGCAAUGAUGGAUUUUGUGGAAGUGGUACACACUGCCAACCAAUAUGCAAUCGUUUCUCAACAGUUUCUUCAGCUGAGUGCAAGUGUCCUUGCCUGAAAAUGGUGUAUUUUUGUAAUGUCAGCUCAACGACCGAUAAAAAAGCUCACAUUAAGGCAAAAGUGAAUGAUGACUUUGUAAAUUGUUUUUGUCAGAUAGGAGCCAUCAAGUUUUCUAGUCGUAAUUAUACGGCUAACGAAAGUGAUGAAAUGGUAAUGGUAAAGAUUGAGGUUGAUGGAUGCGCUGUUUUUCAAGAUAUCGUCGUGAAUGUAACUACACAAGAUCGCUCUGCUAAAAGUGAAGAAGAUUAUAUUCUUAAAACAUUCUCAGUCAAAUUUACUCCAAAUGACAGUGGUCCAAAAAUUGUAAAUAUUUCGUUGAAACAAGACAAUUUGUUAGAAAUGGAUGAGGAUUUCUAUGUCUUGUUGAAUGUGACAGAUGAAAGUGUCCAAAAGAAAACGGAUGCUGUAAAGAUAACUAUAAUCGAUUCCAGCAAUAUAGAUGCCAAUGUUUCUUUUGAAAAAAGCCACUAUGCAUUCCGUGAAGGCGAAAAUGUGUCUGUACCUAUUACGCUAUACGGAAAUAUAACUUUUACUGUGAACGUCAGGAUUAUUUCAAGCUCAGAAACAGCAGUAGAAAAGGUGGAUUACGAAAUCAAAAAUCAGGUGAUAACGUUCCAUCCAGAGAACAGGGAGCAAACCAUCCUAUGCAAUAUUACCAUCAAUGCAGAUGAUUUCGUCGAAAAAAAUGAGACAUUUUUUCUCAAAAUUUCAUCACCAACAGAAAUACUUCAUUUUCCCGAACCUCGCGCUAACAUUACCAUUAUAAAUAAAAAUGUUGCUACAGUGAAGUUUAAGAAAAGUUCUUAUUCAUUUUUUGAAAACAAUAACAGCGUUUCAAUGGAAAUAAUUCUUCAUGGUAAAAUUACGUUCGACAUAACUGUCAAUGUAACUACACAAGAUCACUCUGCUAAAAGUAACGAAGAUUAUAUUCUUAAUACAUCCUCAGUCAAAUUUACUCCAAAUGACAGUGGUCCAAAAUUGUAA
Xenia sp. Carnegie-2017 is the source of this 1521-nucleotide messenger RNA. RefSeq lists its product as uncharacterized. The transcript has 14 exons. The record is from RefSeq and is a predicted model, not a curated record. Gene Ontology annotation, cellular component: membrane. NCBI's taxonomy places the organism in Eukaryota, Metazoa, Cnidaria, Anthozoa, Malacalcyonacea, Xeniidae. Gene Ontology annotation, biological process: metal ion transport; cell communication. Bases 115 to 1521 code for a protein of 468 amino acids.